Messenger RNA from Malaya genurostris, 1332 nucleotides. RefSeq lists its product as uncharacterized. The record is from RefSeq and is a predicted model, not a curated record. The transcript is spliced from 2 exons. NCBI's taxonomy places the organism in Eukaryota, Metazoa, Arthropoda, Insecta, Diptera, Culicidae. The coding region runs from base 441 to 1292 and encodes 283 amino acids.
AAAUCAAUAAAAGUUUUCGCUUUCAUUGAAAUCAUUGCAGACUUCUUUCAAACCGGUUUCGGGACAUUUUAAAUUUGGCCCUGGCAUCCCUGUUAGUGACAGUUCAGCGGUAGCGGAUCUUGCAUUUGCAAUAUUUUUCAGGUUUCAAGAAUCGUCGGAUUCAUCGGUGCAGGGCAACUGCAAAUUGUAGAACGUUAUUUAUAAUUAAAUAUUGUUUGACGCAACUUUUCAGCAGCUGCCUGCGAUUUUACGUGUAGUUUGUUGUUUCAUUUCUACGUAGUGAUUGUAAUGCAACAGUAAUAUUUUCGCGAGUUCUUAGUUAUUGACGUGUUUUUCUAUGAACAAUAACUUGUUGCUUUUAUUGAGUGGAAUCAAAUUUUUCAAUGCGGUACUGUGAUGUGAUAAACGACGGAUAAGAGCUCUACGUGCUUAUCAGUAAAAUGGAAACAAAAAGCAAUGCUGAGUCAGAAGGUCUGGAUACCGGUAACAGUUCGUCUGUUCUUACGUUCCAGACCCAUAACUUGGAAACGGUAGCGGAGGAGAGUGAAGAUGCGAGAAAAGCAACGUUUAAUCUAAACGAUAAACUACUUGUGGAAGACAGUACAAAAUCUGAGCUAUCGAAAUAUCUCUUCAGAUUGCUACAACGCUUUAUCCGUCAGUACCAACAUGAGUUAGAAAUUAAUCAGUUCGACCUUCUGCUGAUGACGAUAUACUGCAUAUCGCUUGAAGUCGGGUUUAUACCCUGGGGUCAUCGAUUGGAGGAAAAUGGGAAGUUACUUCAAUCGCGUUAUCCUUCGUACGACUAUCGUAUUGUUAGUCUAUUUUCGACAAUAGUUCCAACCAACUUCUAUAACCGGACUAGCCGCAGUUAUCGGUUAAAUUUUUACCUGCAAGGAUCUACUCAAAAAUGUAUUUUGGUAGGCAUCAAAAGUGGAGAUUUCCUAUGUCUUACGUUCAACGUUCCCAGCCUAGCGAACAUCUCCGGUAAGAGUGUUUUGCUUCCAGUCGCGCGCUAUGUUCCUUUAAUAAAUUUCCACAAGCUAAAUCUUUCCUGCCAGAAUUUAAAAGAGCUUAGCCACAAACUAAAGAACUGCAUUUUCGUCCCGAUUCGCGAUGCAGUUUGUCUUGACACAAAGAUUACAAUGUAUCCUUCUCUGAACGGUUUACCGGAUGAGGUUGUAGCGAUGCUGUUUGUUAAAUAUCUCGACAAGAAAGCCACAUUACGAAUGGCCAAUAGUUGCUCAAGAUUAAGAACGCUUGCUUUUGCUUAUUGUGGUAAAUGGUUUACUUAGCUGGUUUUACUAGACUUAUAAUAAAUAUCGUUUGUGCAAA